Molecule: messenger RNA, 2603 nt
Organism: Callorhinchus milii (elephant shark)
Lineage: Eukaryota; Metazoa; Chordata; Chondrichthyes; Chimaeriformes; Callorhinchidae
Gene: atf6
Product: activating transcription factor 6
Exons: 16
Coding region: 451-2451 (666 amino acids)
Biological process (GO): regulation of transcription by RNA polymerase II; endoplasmic reticulum unfolded protein response
Cellular component (GO): nucleus
Molecular function (GO): RNA polymerase II cis-regulatory region sequence-specific DNA binding; DNA-binding transcription factor activity, RNA polymerase II-specific
Source: RefSeq, a predicted model, not a curated record
CAUAUUGUCCUGAGAGGAGACGUGGUGCUCGAGACACUGACACCGGGAGUGAGAGAGGCACUGACACCGGGAGUGAGAGAGGCACUGACACCGGGAGUGAGAGAGGCACUGACACCGGGAGUGAGAGAGGCACUGACACCGGGAGUGAGAGAGGCACUGACACCGGGAGUGGGAGAGGCACUGACACCGGGAGUGGGAGAGGCACUGACACCGGGAGUGGGAGAGGCACUGACACCGGGAGUGAGAGAGGCACUGACACCGGGAGUGAGAGAGGCACUGACACCGGGAGUGGGAGAGGCACUGACACCGGGAGUGGGAGAGGCACUGACACCGGGAGUGAGAGAGGCACUGACACCGGGAGUGAGAGGCACUGACACCGGGAGUGAGAGAGGCACUGACACCGGGAGUGAGAGAGAGAGAGAGAGAGGCAGUGCCGGGGCCGCGCGGGCCAUGGCGCUGAGCCUCGAGCCCGGAGGUCUGGCGGCGGCGGCGGCGGCGGUGAGAUGGAGUCGGGAGGACGAGGACUGGGAAUCCCUCCUCUUUGAAGAGUUGAUUGGUUCUGACGAUGAUCGACAAGCUUUGAAAAGCAGCCUUUAUGAUGUUGACAUGGAUAAUAUUGAGUUGAAUUUGGAUUUUAUGCCCUGGGACUUUGAUACAUGGAAUCAAACCAGCAGCCUGUGUCCAGACGAACAGUUAAUGUCAGAGCCUUCAUCCCCAGCUUCCUUAGGCUGUCUCGUGCCUUCCCCUUCUUUGGAUCCAACUCUGACAUCACAUGAAGAGGUGAGCUUAUCCCCUACAACAUUUCAAGCAUCUCCUGCCUCUCUGUACAGUGAGAGCAGUGAUUAUUCAGUGCCUGUGCCCCAGCUAAAAGUAGAGAACGUGCCUCAAUUGAAACAGAAAGAGAGAAUGUCAGCGGGUAUCCCAUCAAAUGGACCAAAGCAGAGGCCUGUUCACAUGUCAAAACCUAUCCAGCCAAAGCCAAUACUGAUUCCUACUAUAUCUGUAUCACAGUCCACGAAAACAAUUUUAUUACAACCAGUUCAGACUGUGGUGCCUGGUCCUAAACCACCAAUAAGAAUUUAUCCAGCUCCUACAGGUCAGCAAGUCGUUCUUCCGCAGCUUCCAGUCGUACAACUUCAACCCAGAGGUAUCCUUAAUUCCCAACCAGCUAUAAAUAUCAUUGGUGGACCCAAGCACGUCAGCCCUGUCCCAGCGGGAGUGCGAACAGCCGCUAACAGUGAAAUGAAUGGCAGUGUUGCAGUUACAAAUCUGGUUAUCCCAACAUCUGCACACACUGGAGUGGCCAAUGGAAAAGGAGAUGCAAAUGCACUAAAGCGACAGGAAAGAAUGAUUAAAAAUCGGGAAUCGGCUUGCGUAUCUCGGAGGAGGAAGAAGGAGUACUUGGUGAAAUUGGAAAACAGACUGAGAUCAGCAUUGGCUGAAAAUGUAAAACUUAAAGAUGAAAAUGGCUUGCUUCAAAAGCAGCUUCAGCAACUGAUUUCUGAGAAUGAUCAGCUAAAAGUUACUACUCCAAAACGAAGGGUUGUGUGUGUUAUGGCACUACUGGCAUUUAUGGUGAUCAGCUAUGGUCCUGCAAACAUAUGGGACCAAGAUUUCAGUUCAUUGAAGUCCACUGGUAGCACGAGCUCCCACAGCAGACAUCUAUUGGGAUUCUCUGAAGAAAAUGAGGCUGCAAGUUUUCAGGAAACAGCUGAGAAAUCCAUUGAAGAGAACAACUACAGGAAUGGAAUUUCAUUUUCAGACAAGAAAGAUCUCAUGGUGGUAAGAAAGGAACCUCUUCUGUUCGUCCAAAGAGCGUGUCAGCCACAGGUCAAUGGGACUGAAUCACUUCGACUUGCAGACGAACUCCGUGGGUGGGUCCAUCGGCACGAAGUAGUAAGAGUUAAGUCAAGGAAGGGGUCCAGGAUGUACCACAAGACUCAGACAGGAUCGAAGUUUCCCCAAAAGAAGACUGAUGUAGCCCAGUAUGUUCCAAUGCAGUACCCGGACACUGAUAAGACAACUGCAGGGAAUGAGUUACAGGUUUAUUACGCUCCAGACAGGCGCUUCUCAGAGUUCUUUGAAACCAUUCGCAGGAGAGGGGAUACGUUCUAUCUGAUAUCAUUUCGAAGGGACCAUCUCUUGCUACCAGCCAUCAGCCAUAAUAAGACCAGCAAACCAAAGAUGUCUCUUGUACUUCCAGCAAUGAACAUUGAUGAAAGUUUCAUCAGUGAGCCUAGAGACCAUGAAGUAAUGAUGCAGAUUGAUUGUGAGGUGACCGCCACCAGAAUCAUUCACAUAAAGACCUCGACUAUUCCUUCCUUUCUACGUGAUCACCAACAAAACCACACGGAUUCCGAUCAGCAUUCAGAUCCUACACCUACUCCAAUAACACCUCCCAUCAUCACAGAGUCUGUCCAAGGGACUGGGUUCAAACUUUCUCAGCAGUGAUCGACUGAACCCACACAAUUGUUUGCAACUAUGGUAUCUGUUCAGAACUUGUGAUUGGAAAAUCGUAAAUUGGAAAUUUAAAACAAUCAUAUCUUAUCAGAUUUUCCCCAAUGUUAAACCCAAGUGAGUGAAUUAAAUGGUUUUAUUUUUAA